This is a messenger RNA of Juglans microcarpa x Juglans regia, 2366 nucleotides long. RefSeq names its product GDP-mannose transporter GONST3. The record is from RefSeq and is a predicted model, not a curated record. Gene Ontology annotation, cellular component: Golgi apparatus. The transcript has 2 exons. Gene Ontology annotation, molecular function: antiporter activity; GDP-fucose transmembrane transporter activity. NCBI's taxonomy places the organism in Eukaryota, Viridiplantae, Streptophyta, Magnoliopsida, Fagales, Juglandaceae. The coding region runs from base 719 to 1873 and encodes 384 amino acids.
CUUUCGUUUGAUAUCUCUUUUGUUUAUAGUGAAAACAGAGUUGGUUUUGAUGUUUUUUAAUUGCAUUUCGUUGGAGAUUAACCUGUUCUGUUCUGUUUUUUUAUUACACCUGAAAUGUACAGAGUUGAGCAUGAGUUUUUGUGAAUACAUGACUUUGAUAAUUCUGGUGUGAAUACCGCUGCUGUAGAUCUAUUUAUUUUAAGCAAUAUCGCUUAUGAAAGAGUUAUCGGAGAUUAUGAAAAUAAAAAUAAAAAUAAAAUUAUUUAAAAAAUAAAAAUUAAUCAAAGAAAUGCAAAUAAUAAAAAAUAAUAAAAUUUUAUUAUUAUAGAUAAUGUGAUGGGUAAUCCAAUAUAGACUUCAAGUUUUGAGUGAUUAGCUAAAAGCAAAAAAGUUACAUAUUCUUCAAAUUUUGAAGAUUGAGAUGAUCAAUCCAAUGCCAAUGCUUAAGAAGCCUAUAAAUUCACAAAUAAGAGGUCAUGGUUCACAAAGAAUGCAUUUGGUUCUUGUAAUUUUAGAUUUCGGACGAAUUUGGUUGGUUAGUUGCCACAAAAAGUGACUGCAGUCGUUUUCACUUAAAAAGUGUACAUGGGUGGGAGUAUUGUGACAUUGUCCAUAACCAUAAGAUAAUCUCCCAUGACGCUUUUCUUCCUUAACUGAGCUCGUAGAUUCCAAAGUACUUAUCUGGUUCAGACGAUGGUGCACUUUUGAUCUGUCUUCCAUGGAUUAUGAGGAGAUGACUAAUAAUAAUGAUGAUGCGGAGAAUCCAGGAGCUGGUGCAAACCAGAGAGGUCCAGAAGCUGCUACUCCCUCUGGUGAAAUACAAACAAUCUGGUAUGGUGGCUUACUCAAGCAAGUCUCCGUAUAUGGUAUAGCUGCUGGGUACUGCUUAUCUGCAUCUUUGCUUUCCAUCAUCAACAAAUGGGCGGUCAUGAAAUUUCCUUAUCCUGGGGCCUUAACUGCUUUACAGUACUUCACAAGCGCAGCCGGGGUCCUCAUUUGUGGCUGGGCUAAGUUCAUUGAGCAUGACAGGCUUGAACUUUUGACCAUGUGGCGCUUCAUGCCUGCAGCAAUUAUAUUCUACCUUUCUCUCUUCACCAACAGUGAGCUGCUUCUCCAUGCCAAUGUUGACACUUUCAUUGUCUUCCGUUCAGCAGUUCCCAUAUUUGUUGCAAUAGGAGAGACCCUCUUCUUGCACCAGCCAUGGCCAUCAUUUAGAACGUGGAUCUCACUUGCCACUAUUUUUGGAGGAAGUGUGCUUUAUGUUCUAACAGAUUACCAGUUCACAUUCAUGGCUUAUAGCUGGGCUCUAGCUUACCUGGUAAGCAUGUCCAUAGAUUUUGUGUACAUAAAGCAUGUAGUCAUGACCAUUGGUUUGAAUACAUGGGGUCUUGUGCUGUACAACAAUCUUGAGGCUCUGAUACUGUUUCCUUUGGAGCUGCUUAUAAUGGGUGAAUUGAAAAAGAUAAAGCAUGACAUCACGGAUGAGUCAGAUUGGUACUCUUUCCAGGUGGUUUUGCCGGUGGGGUUAUCUUGCUUGUUUGGUUUAUCCAUCUCUUUCUUUGGAUUUUCCUGCCGGAGGGCCAUUUCAGCAACAGGAUUUACUGUUCUUGGGAUAGUAAACAAGCUAUUAACGGUUGUGAUUAAUUUGGUUGUUUGGGACAUGCAUUCGACAUUUGUGGGAACAAUGGGGCUUUUAAUUUGUAUGCUUGGUGGGGUUAUGUAUCAGCAAUCUACGAGCAAAAAGCCUAAAGAUGUAAAAGAAGUAAAUGCACGAGAGACUGAUGAGGAUCAACAAAAGUUGCUAGAAAUGCAACGCAACACAGAAGGCAAUGGCAAUCAGAAGGAAGUUGCAGAAUCAGAAGUGGGAAAAUGAAAGGGCUUAUGUUAAGUACUAUCAUUUUAUUCUUAUUGCUGCAAAAUUUAUUUCUUAGGUCCAGCCUUAAUGAUCGGCCAAUUCUUGGAGGUGGGGACUUCAUCUGCUCUACCUUGACAAUUUAUUUAUGAAAAAUAUACUACUCCCCGAAAUGCAGUUUUAAGGAUGGACUCAGACAUGACUGACUGGGUUGAAAUGGCUCUUUGUUUCAUCUCAAUUCUCAAUUCAUUUUCAUCUCUACGGAAGUUGAUUAUUAUUGUGGACCUGUUCGGCAAACAUCAAUUUGACCUUUGGAAACCUGGUAAAAAAUGUACUAUUUUGAAUUCUUGUCAUUGUAGUUGUUUUAAAACUUCCCACUGAUCCACAUGGUCCAUGUAUUAGUGCCUUUGAUCUUGGUAUUGAUACAUUCCAUAAGGCAUGCAUCAGAUAGAGUGAACAUAUACAAUGAUUGGUUAAAUUUCUCAUGGAUUGAAAGGCCUGGUUUUUCCAUUCA